Messenger RNA from Solanum verrucosum, 1894 nucleotides. RefSeq names its product disease resistance protein RPV1-like. The transcript has 4 exons. Lineage: Eukaryota; Viridiplantae; Streptophyta; Magnoliopsida; Solanales; Solanaceae. The record is from RefSeq and is a predicted model, not a curated record. Gene Ontology annotation, biological process: signal transduction; defense response. Gene Ontology annotation, molecular function: ADP binding. The coding region runs from base 197 to 1894 and encodes 565 amino acids.
AACUUUUGUUGAUCAUCUCUAUGUUGCUCUUCAACAAAAAGGGAUCAACACGUUCAAAGAUGCCGAUAAAUUAGAGAAAGGUAAUUUUAUUUCACCAGAACUUACGAGAGCAAUUGAAGAAUCGCGCAUAUCUUUGAUUAUUUUCUCAAAGAACUAUGCUAAUUCGAGGUGGUGUUUGGAUGAAGUAGUGAAAAUCAUGGAAUGCAAGAACGUGAAAGGACAAAUUGUUAUUCCGGUGUUUUAUGAUGUAGAUCCAUCAACAGUAAGGAAACAAAAAUCGAGCUUUGAAGAAGCAUUUAACAAUUAUGAAGAUUGUUUCAAGGUACAAAAAUGGAGAGGAGCACUAGAGGAAGCAGCUAAUUUAUCUGGUUGGGAUUUGCCAAAUACUUCCAAUGCGCAUGAAGCUAUAGUGAUAAAGCAAAUUGUGGAAGAUGUAAUGGCUAGAUUGGGUAGUCAGAGACACAUGAAAAACGCUGAAAAUCUUGUUGGAAUCGAGUCACAUAUGCAAAAAGUGUAUAAAAUGCUUGGCAUGGGGUCUGGUGGAGUUCGUUUCGUUGGAAUAUUGGGAAUGAGUGGAGUUGGGAAGACAACUCUAGCGAGAGUCAUUUAUGAUAAUAUUCGGAGUCACUUUGAAGGUUCAUGUUUUCUUCAUGAAGUUAGAGACCGUUCUGCAAAACAAGGCCUAGAGCAUUUGCAAGCUAUACUUCUUUCUGAGAUCCUUGUCAUGAAAGAUGUAAACAUCAACAAUUUAUACGAAGGAGUUAAUAUGCAGAUACAAAGAUUACAGUACAAAAAGGUUCUUCUAGUUCUUGAUGAUGUUGAUCAUGUAGAUCAGUUAGAUGUUUUAGCGAGGAAACAUGAAUGGUUUGGUCAUGGAAGUAGAGUUAUCAUAACAACUAAAGAUAAGCACUUGCUUGUUGAACAUGAGGUAGAAAAGAUAUACAGAAUGACAACGUUAAAUGAAGACGAAAGUUUGCAGCUCUUUAAGCUAUAUGCCUUCAAGAAAAACCGUCUUAUGGAUGAAUUUAGGGAUGUUUCAGCUCAAAUUAUAAGGCAUUGUGAUGGACUCCCGUUGGCUUUGAAAGUCCUCGGAAGUUUCUUGUAUGGAAGAGAUUUGGAUGAAUGGACAAGUGAAGUGGAACGAUUGGAACAAAUCCCAGAAGAUGGAAUUGUGAAGAAACUCGAAUUAAGUUUCAAUCGACUAAACAGAAUUGAACAAAAAAUAUUACUAGAUAUUGUGUGUUUCUUUAUAGGAAAGAAGAAAGAAUCAGUUACAAGAAUAUUAGAGAGUUUUAAUUUUAGUCCUGUUAUUGGCAUAAAAGUUCUCAUGGAGAAAUCUCUGAUUACGGUUUCACAAGGUCGGAUUCUAGUGCAUCAAUUGAUACAAGAAAUGUGUUGGUAUAUUAUCCGUCAAGAAGCUUCCGAUGAUCCAAGAAGAUAUAGUAGGUUGUGGCUACCUGAUCAUAUUUCUCAUGUACUUGCUGGAGAUUUGGGCACUGAAAAGAUUGAAUGCAUGUCAUUGAACUUGUCUUUUGCACAAGAAGUGAAUGUCAGCAGCGCAGCAUUCACACAAAUGAGCAGACUAAGGUUUCUCAGUAUCCAGAACAAAAAUGUUCACCAGGGCCCUAAUUUCCUACCUGGUGAGUUGAGGUGGUUCAAUUGGCACGCGUAUCCAUCAAGAAGUCUGCCUGUUAGUUUUCAGGGCGAAAAGUUAGUUGGCUUGAAGUUGAAAGAUAGUGGAAUCAUACAACUUUGGCAAGGCUCCAAGGUUCUAGGAAAAUUGAAAUACAUCAACCUUAGUGAGCUAGUAAGGACCCAGAUUUUCCCUAAUCUUGAAAGGCUGGUUCUUGAAGGAUGUGUAAAUUUGGUGGUUACUAUUCGAAUAAGGUUAUAA